GUCACCGUUAUAAAGAGGGUCAGAUAUGUUUACCACAAAUUAAUCACAAUGGAACUCGCUUCGUUCAUUGUAUUGGGAGUUAAUAUCUUCGUGUUAAGUACAGUCGGCGGACUACAAGUAUCUCUUUCACAUCAGUAUUAUGGAAACGUUAAAAUAGACGGAAGUCUUGUGUGCGGAGGAGAUGCAGUUUUCUCAUAUGCAGAAGCCACUCUAAUCUGCCGCCACCUUGGAUUCUUUGGGGGAGUGCCAUUGCCUUCUGGCAAGAUGGACGUUUUGUUUCCAAUAGGAAUCAAAUGUUCCGGCAAUGAAUCCUCCGUUAAUCAGUGUAAUACCUCUAGUGCCUUAUGUCCCUAUCUCAGCCCCUGGGAGGAGAAGAAACAUGGCGUAGCAAGGGUUCUGUGUUACCAAAAGAGUAGCAGAAAAAGUGGAGGUACAGUAAAGCUGAAGUCAGGUCUCGGUCGGAUAACUGUGACCCAGUUUGGAUUAAGCACUUCUGUUUGCGCAGACUCGUGGAGUGAUGAAGAAGCAUCUGUAGCAUGCAAAAUGUCUGGCUUUAAAGAUGGCAAAGCAUUUGACAUCAACAAGAGUGCUUUAGAAGAAUUUGUCCUCUUUGGUAAAGUCACAUGUUUCGGAAACGAGUCAUCCUUUUUCGAUUGUUACUCACAUGGAACAGAAUGUAGGGAAUCGUAUGCUGUCAAUGCUGGAGUAAUGUGUUACAACAAAUAUGCACCAUAUGCUCAGUUUAAUGGAGAGCUCGGAUUAUAUGAAGUCAUUAUUGACAACUACACAGUGAUGUACUGCUCACAAACUCACUUCUAUCCACCCAGUACGCAUGCUCCAAUAACAGUAAAUCCGGCUAAUACGAUUUCGUGUCAACAUAUCGUCAUUUUGGACCAAAAAAUUAGGAAAAUGAAUGUUGACACGGGAAUCUCAUUCCCUGUAAGAAAACUUUGCAAAUCUCAUGAGACGCCUAUGUAUAAUUGUAACGGUGACUGGAGCUACAGUUCCGAAUGGAAAAAGAAGCAUCCCGAAAGUUUUAUGUGCGAGAAACCUUGGGUUUCAUCUGGGACGUUGUUUACAUGCUGAUGAAUUUAUCAUAUAUGUCUGUUACUAAAAAUGUACUUAGGACUUUUUUAUUGUCAAUUACUAUAAGAAUAUUACUUUGUUACCAUUGGAAAAUGCAUUUUAUUUCUAUACCAUUUUAUACUGGAAGCGUAUGGUCAUAUUUUGGUAACAAAUUUUGCUAACAAUAUGUACACGAUAUUGCUUGCACAUGUACAAAAAGAAUGUUCAUUAUCCGUUAUCAUAUCUUUUACAGUCAUCUGGUAAUGUACUUGGAUAUUAUUUUAGAAAUCGGUUGUAGAAAUUUAAUGUACUUUUGCCUGUUUGAAGUAAUAAAUUCGUAAUAAAUUUAUCAUCAAAAUUA
Messenger RNA from Ostrea edulis (European flat oyster), 1426 nucleotides. Its product is annotated as neurotrypsin-like. The coding region runs from base 49 to 1086 and encodes 345 amino acids. Gene Ontology annotation, cellular component: membrane. The record is from RefSeq and is a predicted model, not a curated record. Lineage: Eukaryota; Metazoa; Mollusca; Bivalvia; Ostreida; Ostreidae. The transcript is spliced from 6 exons.